Messenger RNA from Drosophila virilis, 951 nucleotides. The record is from RefSeq and is a predicted model, not a curated record. Lineage: Eukaryota; Metazoa; Arthropoda; Insecta; Diptera; Drosophilidae.
AUGCGGAAAAUUGUGGUAAGGCAGUCUUUAAACAAUGAGUUGGAGCCCGAGCUGGGCUACGAUUAUCAGCCAAAGUCUCCAGCUCUUGGCUAUGAAGCAGAGGAAUUAGACAGCCAUCACAGCACGGAUCAUUAUGAAGACCAUACAGAUUAUCACAAGCAUUUCUACGCAUUUGAAGCACCCUACGACUCGGUCGAUGAGUCUGAGCUGAUAGAGCACAAGAUAUCGGCGCAGUCAAAGAAAAACUUACAGGUGGUGUUCAUCAAGGCGCCCGAGAACAGGGUCGUCGAUAGCGCCCUCCAUGCACUGGCCACACAAACCAACGAGGAUAAAACUGCGAUCUAUGUGCUAAACAAGCAAACUGAUCCCCAUGAAUUGGCAAGCAAACUCAGCGUCCUGCAGACGCAACAUAAACACAAGCCACAAGUUCAUUUUGUCAAAUACAGGACGGAGGAGGAGGCCUUGCAGGCGCAGCAGCACAUUCAGGCGCAGUACGGAGGAGCCACGUCUCAGUCAUUGGAAUCCUUGCAGCAGCCAUCAUUGGGUUACUCGCAGACCACGGAGCCGGCCCCGCAGGCCUACUAUACGGACAAGCAGCCAUUGGCAUCGCACGGUUACUAUCCCCAAGAGCUAUCAGCUGUGCCGCCCGAACCGCAUCCAACCUAUCUUCCUCCCUUGUCCAACUAUGGCAGUUUACCACAGUCCUACGAAGGUGGUGCAGAUCAGGGUCGCCUUGAUUUGCCUCCACUGCCUUUACCAGAGCAGCAGCUGGCACCUAGUCCCUAUGACUUGGAUGCACGCACUGCAAGAUCACGACGCAUCGAUUUUCGAGUCAAUGAAAGACACCGUUCAGACAGUCGCAUGGUGUUUCCCACUGAGAAAUCGUAUCUGCCGUCUGGCUCAAAAAGCUAUCUGACACCUCAGAAGAGCAGAAGACGCGCCCACUUCUAA